This is a messenger RNA of Pecten maximus, 4006 nucleotides long. Its product is annotated as choline/ethanolaminephosphotransferase 1-like. Gene Ontology annotation, biological process: phosphatidylethanolamine biosynthetic process. Lineage: Eukaryota; Metazoa; Mollusca; Bivalvia; Pectinida; Pectinidae. The transcript is spliced from 9 exons. The record is from RefSeq and is a predicted model, not a curated record. Gene Ontology annotation, cellular component: endoplasmic reticulum membrane; Golgi apparatus. Gene Ontology annotation, molecular function: diacylglycerol cholinephosphotransferase activity; ethanolaminephosphotransferase activity. Bases 144 to 1334 code for a protein of 396 amino acids.
CUCGCCAACUUGUAGGUUUGUUUUGGGAAGUGAGGUCAGAGUACGAAGUGAAAGACAUGUGUACAUGUAUGAGGAUACACAACUAGCGUCAUUUUAUUGGCCUUUAACUUAAAAACUUUGUGAUCGUCAAUAGAAUCAGCACAAUGACGGAUUUUUUGACGCAAACACAGCUGAAGAGGUUGAAAGAGCACAAGUACAGUGCACAGGGACAGUCGAUUCUCGAGCCACAGAUGCAGAAGUUCUGGCGAUGGUUGGUCGAGCAGAUUCCAGAAACAUGGGCUCCUAACACCAUUACAAGUGUUGGGCUCUUCAUCAACAUCGUCACGACAUUAUUUCUCGUGUUGUUCUCGUCCGACGCUAAGACAGAGGCACCAAGAAUAUGUUAUCUCCUGUGUGGGAUUGGGCUGUUUCUGUACCAGUCAUUAGAUGCCAUAGAUGGAAAACAGGCAAGGAGGACGGGUAACAGUACUCCUCUUGGGGAGCUGUUUGAUCAUGGCUGUGAUUCAGUGUCUACUGUUUUUGUGACAGUGGGAUUAACUACAGCUAUGAAAAUGGGGGAAGAGCCAUCCUAUAUGAUGUUCGAAGUGUUAGCGGGGUUGUAUCUAUUUUACCAAGCUCAUUGGCAGACUUAUGUUACAGGAACUCUGAUUUUUAAUAGAUUUGAUGUAACAGAGAGCCAGUUUGGAAUUAUAGGAGUUUAUUUUAUAAGUGCAAUAAUAGGACCAGGAUUUUGGGACACAGUUGUUCCAGGGGUUGGUAUGACUCUCCGAGCAUUGGCUGUGAUUGGCUCGCUAAUUCCAGCACUUUUUCACUGUAAAGAAAACCUAAAAAUCAUCUUCUCUGGAGGCAUCGGAAAAAAUAAGUCGACAAUUGCUAAUUGUGAGGAGCAAGAGUCCGAUAGGGACACUAGUACCAUAUUCCCAGUAGUUCCUAUUGGCAUUGUACUAGGUUUAGCUGUCAUGAUUGCUACAAAAUCGACAUCAAAUUUAUUCCAAGACCAUCCAUGUCUGUACCUCAUCAGCUUUGGUAUGGUGACAGCCAAGGUCACCAACAGACUUGUGAUAGCACACAUGACGAAGAGUGAGAUGGCAAUGUUGGAUUCCAGUCUAGUUGGGCCGGCCAUGUUGUUUUUUAACCAGUAUUUCAAUGUGCUUGUUCCAGAGUAUCUGCUCUUAUGGAUAUGCUGUAUAUACUGUACCAUAGAUAUUGUGUGGUACUCGAGAGGGGUAUGUCAAGAAAUCUGUGAUUUUCUUGGAAUCUACUGCUUCAACAUCACCAGUAAACCUGAGAAGGUUCGUCCUACCACUCGGGCCAGUUCAAAAGCCAAUAAAUGAUCAUCUACCAUUUCUUCUUGUGUCUCACUCCAGUGGCUAUGUUUCAGGAGCUCAAUAUUCCAAAGACUUUCAACUUUUACUAUAAAAAUCAGGCAAACCAUGUGCGCCAUUUAAAGUAAUAUUUAUUUUCGUAUAUAUUUGUACUUAUUAAAUGUAAGCUGUCAAAGAAGUGCUGUGUUCAUAUUGUCGGCAAAAUAUCUUGGUGUUUAAAAUUUUAUUGAUAGAAAAAUGUGAUUUUAAGUAAUUUUGUCUGUAGUGUUGUAUUUAAAAUAGUGUUUAUAAAUGCAUGUUUUGUAAUUGUAGUCAGUAUACAGUAAUACACUGACUUGAGAAAAAUUUUAAUUUUGAAGAGACGAUAUUAAAACUGUUACAUAGUGUCAGUGUUUUUUUGUUGUGGCGAUUGCAUCUUAUCUAACAAUGAGGUGAAUUUUUAUGGUGUGUAAUAUUAUGAAAAUGUUUGAAACAUGAAAAAAAUGGCUUUAUAAGAUUUCCCAAACUUUCUUACUCAUGACAUUUAUAGUUACAUUUGAAGCCUUCAUAUAUGAUACUCAAAGUGUUAAAAGUGACCAGUUGCUGUGGAAGAUUGAAAUAUAUAUAUAUAUAUAUCGUACAACAACUUGCAUUUAAAUUUGUAGGAGCAAGCUAGAUAGUCAGAAGUUAAUUGUCAAUGAAUAUGGAUAAAAUAAAUAAUUUCUAUUACAAUCUGAUUAUAUCUGAUUACAACAUAGCCUGGUGUAGAAGUAAAACAAAGCUUGUCUGUUCAGAUGUAGAUGUUAGCCUUUGUUAGAUUAACUAAGAUUUACUACUCAUGGUGGUACCUUCACAGACCAUGAUAAUUCACGGUGUCUGAAAGUGCAUCACACUUUCCUGGACAGAUGUAAUGAUUUUCCACCAAAUUUUGCCUCUGAGUCCCUCUGAGACAUGAAGCGACAAAGUGUAGCAUAUGAAAAUUGUGUCUUAUUACUUACUCUGAUUUACAGAGUUACUGCUUCAUGUCACUAUAUGCUAGGGACAUAGCACACUUGCUACGUCACCAAAAUCUUUCAUAUUUAAAAAACUCUUGCAGUGGAGCAGUGUGGGAUAUCAAAAUCCUGUUGCCCUUUCGUUCAGUCCUCCACCAAACUUUUGUCAGAGAUGAGCGACUGCAUAGCUUGAGUUAUUGAUUUCCGAGAAGUAAAUUAACUUUGAAACUAUUAUUAUAAACUUAAGUAAUUUAUAGCAUCACAAUGGUUAUUUUCUGUCUGUUGUGAUUAUUCAAACUUCAUGACCGACAUUCGUUUAAUUGUCAAUUAGGGUUGGUUGAAAGUGUAUGUUCAAAAACUAAUCCUGGAUGCUAUGUUUUCAUGAAGUAUGAAAUUAUUACUUUUUGUUGUUUAAUGUAAAGUUAAGAAGGUGUACCUUUAGGAUUUCACUGACUUGAUGCCCUUAAUACUCCAGUGGCCUUGAAACAUAUUUGUUAACAUAUUUAAAUAUGCAAGGAGCAUUUAGUAACAAAAACAUGGAUUCAUCACCUUGUUGAUUGAGGGCUUUAGUGGUAAAAUGAUGUAACUGAUAAUACUAAAUUAUUAACUGUCAUUUACACAUCUAUGUAUUAUAGUAAUAUGUUUCAAGGAAGAUGGUGUGGAAGGUACUAUUUGGUAACUAAAACAUUUGUAUAGGAUUGUAAAGAUAUAAUGACUGCUCCAUAUACAAUGUAUACGUAUGUUAGAAAGGGUAAAUCAUACAUGACUGAGAAAAAUAGUCCUACUUUUUGUUAUCUUUUCAGAUUAUUUUUCUUUAUUUAUCUUAAUUUUUCUUGAUUUAUAAGAUCAAUUUUAUUUCCCCGAGUGAAUAAAACUGGUUUGAAAUCCAAUAUUACCAUCAUACCUCUGAGCAAAUGUUUCUUCUUUCCUAACUAAUCUGCAUCAAUGGACAAGAAUUUGCAGUUAUUUAUUUUUCAUAUAUAUGUUCAUGUAUAUUUGAAGCCAUAUAAUUUAUGCCAGGCAGAAUAUAUUACCAAAAUAUAGUUCUUGUGCCAAAAAGUUUUGUAAAUGUUAUUCACAUGACCCUGUUACACUUCCACUGAAAUAAGAAAAAAACAAAUAAAUAGUAAAAUAUUUAUGUUUGAAUUGUACUGGAAUGGAGUACUCGAUUAUUACAUGGAUUGUUUUAAGGUUCCUUUUUUAUCAUGAAUUUCUUAUUUCAUUUUGUGUUACUUUAUAUAUUAGCUUCUCAUGGCAUAAUACAUGUACAAAAUGUAUAUGGAUUCACCAAUAAAAUGAUAUCUGUCUCCUUUUUGAAACACUGUUAAAGACAAUAGGUUCCAAAGUUUAAAUUCAUGAACUUUACUAGCUUUUUAAUCAUAAACGCGAUGAAAUUGGGGGAGUUGUGACCUUUUGAUAAUUUUCUUAUUGGACACUGCAGGAUUAUGUCCUGUCAGAACAGUAUGUCUGAAACAUUUUAGAAAUUACAUUCAUCUGUUUUUGUCUAUUAAUAUAUCUAUGAAUGGUUGUAUGAGUAGGUAAUAUAAGUAGCAUAUUAAUUGCAAAUAUUAGAAAACUCUUUAACUGUGAAUAUUUAUUAUAAAGUAAUUCAUUAGUGUCCCAUAAGAUUUUGGCUGGUUCAAAUGAUUGUUGAUUGUUUACAAAUAUGUAAAAUGCAACAAAUGAAAAUAAUACAACAAUGAAGAAAUG